AUGGUGACUACCGGCGGUACCGGCGGAUGGCGGUACGAAUGUCUGCUGGAGGUCCUAGGCUUAGCACUGGCAGUUAUGACAGUUGGUUUCUCAUGCGUGUCGGUCAGCGGGUCGAAAACGCAGCUGUUCGAGAAUGAUCGGUGCGCGCUGAAGUCCGGCAAAUUGGGUGUCUGUCUACGGGCGAACAAGUGCGCCUGGGUGAAGACGUCCCUGGAGUCACACGCCAUUACCCACGCCGACUUGAUCAAGUGUGGCUUUGUUGGCGACGAGCUAAUCAUCUGCUGCCACCAGGAUGACUCGCUGGCACGCAUGGGUGAGAAGUCAGCGAAUGUUGCCUGUGAGGGGUACGAUGGUGUUCAGUCGCGGUUGGCAUUCCACAUCAUCGGUGGAUACGGCACCGAUCACGGUGAGGUACCAUUCAUCGGUGCGCUCGGGUAUCACGCACCGCACGACACCGCAGACACUGGCAUCUACGUGUGGGCCUGUGGAGGCACCUUGAUUGCGCCACGCUUCGUGCUGACCGCGGCGCACUGCAUCAACAGCGGUCAUGGCCCCCCACGGGUCGUCCGGAUGGGUACGACCAAUCUGAUAAAAUCCGCAGACCCAGCUGCGGUACAGGAUCGCCCCAUAAAGCAACAUUUCGUGCACCCAGCAUAUAGAAAGCACCGUCGGUACCACGACAUCGCCCUCGUCCAAGUCGCAGAUAGCUUCGUGUUCGACGAGGUCGUGCACCCGGCAUGUUUACAUCCAACGGCCGCCGAUCUUGCGCCAACCACGACUCUGCUCGCAGCCGGCUGGGGCGACAACGGUUACCUGUCCCGUACACCGAAGACGCUGCUCAAGACGAACCUUACCACCGUGCCGGUAGUCGAGUGCCGGGCCCGAAUCGAGCCGCUGUACGAAGCGCUGCACGGAACGCUCCACAGUCAGCUGCCGGACGGUAUCCUUGAGUCGCAUUACUGCGCCGUGGGGUUCGCCAUCAACGGUAGCAAUGACCACGGUGACACCUGCACCGGUGACUCGGGUGGGCCCCUCUAUUACAUUAGCAACGAUGCGGCCCAGAAGUACUUCGUGGUCGGUGUUACCUCGUUGGGCCUCGGCUGUGGGUCAGGAACACCCGCGAUAUACACCCGCGCAUACUACUACCUCGACUGGAUCGCCUCGAUCGUUUGGCCAUCCGAACCGGAAGCUGCCGGGGGUAGUCGAUAA
Anopheles bellator is the source of this 1209-nucleotide messenger RNA. Its product is annotated as serine protease snake-like. The record is from RefSeq and is a predicted model, not a curated record. Gene Ontology annotation, biological process: proteolysis. The coding region runs from base 1 to 1209 and encodes 402 amino acids. Gene Ontology annotation, molecular function: serine-type endopeptidase activity. NCBI's taxonomy places the organism in Eukaryota, Metazoa, Arthropoda, Insecta, Diptera, Culicidae. The transcript is spliced from 4 exons.